CGUCAAAACACCCUCUUCUCUCCCCUCCCCUCCAUUCUCUCCCCUCUCUCCUCUUCUCGUCGACAUCGGGACGCCUGUCUCUCCCCCCGCGAAGCGAUUCUAAAUUCUCGCACAAAAGAUCGAUCGGAUCCUUCGCGGGAUCCGCAUCGGUUCUUGCCCUUCCUGCGCGGAUUUCUGGCAGCCUUUUCUUCUCCCCCUGAACCCCUUCCGCCGCUGCGGUAGUUGGGAUCUUGGGAGGAAGGGUUGGUGGGGAUCCGGCCGCGGGAGAUGGCCGGCGGGAAGGAGCCGAUCGAGGUGAAGUUCCGGCUGUUCGACGGCUCCGACAUCGGGCCCAGCAAGUACGACCCCGCCACCACCGUCGCCGCGCUCAAGGAGUUCGUCCUCGCCCGGUGGCCGCAGGAUAAAGAAAUAGUUCCAAAAACCGUCAAUGAUGUGAAGCUCAUCAAUGCUGGAAGGAUACUGGAGAAUAGCAAAACUCUUGCUGAGUCUCGAGUCCCAGUAGGAGAAAUUCCUGGAAGUGUGAUUACAAUGCAUGUUGUUGUGCGGCCUCCCCAGUCUAGCAAAAGUGAGAAGCAGCAGUCAAGCUCUCCCAAGCAGAACAGCUGUGGAUGCACAAUUUUGUGACGUUGACGCAGUUGCAAUGUGUAUAUCGGUGCCAUUUUCACAGCGAUUGCAAGUUCACUUUAACAAUUGAUUCUUGCAUCUAUUCUUCAAAGCCUAGAAAUGGUAUCCAAUGCCGGCCACAUCUGCUUGAGAAUUUGAUGCUUGCUAUCGUGUAAAAGGAGUGUGUAGGAUGGAGUGCACGGGGGUUCCUGGUAAAAAAGAAAAAACCUUAAAACGAGUGUGCAGGAGUCGAGAGUUGGAUGUUUGCUGUUGUGUAAUAUGUAGACGUAGGGAUACCAAAAGUGAGUUGAUGCAUAGUACGAGACAUUCUUUUCUCCUUUGUGUCAAGCGUGGUCACGUAUAUGUGUUUUGUUAAAGAAAAGUGACUAGUAAUUCUUGUCGAAAAGUGGAAAGGAAUGCUGGGGUCAGGCAUGGAACUGAAAA
This is a messenger RNA of Phragmites australis (common reed), 1047 nucleotides long. Its product is annotated as membrane-anchored ubiquitin-fold protein 3-like. The record is from RefSeq and is a predicted model, not a curated record. The transcript has 3 exons. Lineage: Eukaryota; Viridiplantae; Streptophyta; Magnoliopsida; Poales; Poaceae. The coding region runs from base 268 to 624 and encodes 118 amino acids. Gene Ontology annotation, molecular function: protein binding.